Molecule: messenger RNA, 1689 nt
Organism: Symbiodinium sp. CCMP2592
Lineage: Eukaryota; Dinophyceae; Suessiales; Symbiodiniaceae
Source: the annotation of a GenBank genome assembly
AUGCUAGAGUGGCCGCCGGAAGAUCAAGAUGAGACAGACCGCAUUCAACUGCUGGGUCAGCUGGCAUUCGAUCUGACGGGUGCAAUUGGUCGGGAUGGAUGGUGUUGCAUUCACAUGAACGAUGAUGCCUUGGUGCGGGAUGCCGCCGUCUCCGAAGCCAGGUCACUUUCCAACUUCGCAAGUCCACGUGCCGAGUUGAUGCCGGACUAUUUUGGACAGGAUGGCACUGGCAAAAUGGCGACCUUCCAAGACUCUGCCAGGAAUAGUGAUGCUGCCUGGGCAUUGUCAGAAUUAGAUGCCGAGCUGACGGCUUUGUGCAAAGUCCUGGCACCGCUGUCGACUCAAGCGCUGGGCUUUACCUGCGCCGGGCGGCGAAAAGGCAUGGUUUGGAUGCCAUUUGCAGACUCUGAGGAGUCCAACAGGCUCCGCCCGCAGCCUCUGACUGAGGAGGAUGCGGAUGCAGGUGUCCUGGACAAUCAUCUACAAUUUAUCCAGAGAAGAAGGUUGUGCUUCAUGCGCUGGAUUUCAAACGAUGGCGGUGUUUUGGAGCUCCUGCCACGACCAGAUCAAAGCGCAUAUAAGGCAAUGACACUUCCGAUAGUGCAAAAUCGGCUGCUGGUGUUUCGGAGCGAUUUGUUCAGCUUCUCUUACAAGCCAACUGGAAAGGAUUCCCUGGCGCUACUGACAUGGAUUCUUGACACCGGGUCACAGGCUGAGCGACAAACUGCAAAAGGUUUCUUCGGCGUGGAUGAUGCGCUGCAACACUCUGAAGCUCUCGGGAUAUUCGUGGGACCUCCAAUGCCCACAGGUUAUAGAAUGCAUAUCAUGGCCAUGCAUGCCCACGUGCCUGGCGGAGCGCAAGACUUGGACGGUUUUGAGUGUAUGCUGACAUCUGGCGUUGACGGUUUCAUUCACAUUCCGGCCACAAGGUUUGACACUGAGAUUUAUUGCUGUCCAGAAGGCGAGAAGCUGCCUGGCCAAAGCUAUGUGAGGCAUGCGGCCAUGAUGUCCGACCAGGAGAUCACCUGCUUUGACAACAAUUUCUUCGGAAUUCGAGAAGAUGAAGUCAAAAUGAUGGCGCCGAACCAGCGGCUCAUAUUGGAGGAUGGUUAUGCGUGUCUGCGGAAAGCUGGAUUUGAUCGCAAAUCCCUUGUGGGUCGCAGUACGGCGGCCUUCCUGGGUGAUACUGGCUGCGAUUGGGAUCCGUUUUGGCAGAUCAAGGUUCUUGAGAAUCCUCUGAAUCCUGGCCGUUCGGUUCCGUGGGGAAACUGCGAGGGCAAUCACCUGACCUACGGUGGAGUUUCCAAGGCAGUGUCUGCAGGAAGGCUGUCGCACAUUUUUGGAUUGCGCGGCGGCUCCACAAAUAUCGACACAGCUUGUUCUGCCUCACUGGUCGGCGUCUCCACCGCAGUGCAGGCUAUGAGAAGGGCCGGCGGUGGGCAGGUCAAGGCGGUCGCAGACAAGCACAACUUGGAUGCUUUGUGCAUGGGCAUCAACAUGCUCACCAGCCCUUGGGCAUUCGUCGGUCUUUGUGGCCCAUCCAUGCUAGCGGCGAAGGGCAGGUGCUUCACCUUCGAUGUCAGUGCGGAGGGCUAUGCAAGAGGAGACGGAUUCGGAGCUGUCUACAUCAAGCCGAGCGACAAUGAUGAGGACUACCUCAAGCAGCGACUCGAGCCAACAACCCAGUAA